UUGGUCGGCUAAUCGAACAUGCCCCAAAUCCAAUUUCAUACAUACCACCACAGUCAGAUGCACAAGCGCAGUUGUGUGCCCAGUGUGGCUGCAUCCAAAAGGUAAUGACACAAUGGCGAUACGAGAACCUCUCAUCCCGUCAGGGUACCGGGGCAACAAGACACACGAAAUGAUACCUAGAUCCAUGAAACCGGCGUUUGGCCUGCCUUGGAGUCGGGAUCUGUUAGAGGAAAUAAAGAGCCAAUUGCUGAUUCGUCGAGAUUCCGUCUUACCUACUUUUUGCAGCGAAAGCGGGGGAAACCCAAUUAUGGGACGAUGGAUGGGAUCUAGGGAACAAAAAAAAACCAACCCCCAACGAGGCUAAAGUGCAAUCCCAGCAUCUGAUGUUUGCCGCGCGCGCUGUUGAAAGAGACGAAGGCCCGACUUUUGCAUCUUGCUCGCCACGGAACGGAGCAGUAUCUCUCAAGACGAGGGCCGGGGCCCUGGACUGGUUGAGACGGUCGAGUUUGCUAUGGUUAUUCUAUCUCUCCCACGCGCACUGCGGCCCUGAAGCAUCUCAGACGUUGCCCAAAAGAUGCAUCGACAGGUUCUCAUUGGCGAGUUGUAUGCCGAGCAACCUGACCUGGGGGGCUCGCAGCUCCUUCGGCCCAAUUAUGCGGCGUUCAGGUGGUUCUGUAUGUGGUGCACCUACUCGUACCUACUACGGGAGACAUGAAUCCCUACUUCAUUAUUGAUCAAGGAAGAGAUCGCAAAGACUCCAUCUUACCCGAAGAUGCAGCGAGUAAGUAGAUAAAUGAUCCA
Aaosphaeria arxii CBS 175.79 is the source of this 801-nucleotide messenger RNA. RefSeq lists its product as uncharacterized. The coding region runs from base 384 to 734 and encodes 116 amino acids. The record is from RefSeq and is a predicted model, not a curated record. The transcript has a single exon. NCBI's taxonomy places the organism in Eukaryota, Fungi, Ascomycota, Dothideomycetes, Pleosporales.